Suricata suricatta (meerkat) is the source of this 1140-nucleotide messenger RNA. RefSeq names its product abhydrolase domain containing 5 (gene ABHD5). Lineage: Eukaryota; Metazoa; Chordata; Mammalia; Carnivora; Herpestidae. Gene Ontology annotation, biological process: negative regulation of triglyceride storage; positive regulation of triglyceride catabolic process. The record is from RefSeq and is a predicted model, not a curated record. The transcript is spliced from 6 exons. Gene Ontology annotation, cellular component: lipid droplet. The annotation marks the transcript as partial.
GCGGCCUUAAGAGCGGCGGCAGCCCCGGCGGUCUCAGUCGGCGAGUCAGCCGGCUUGGAGGCGCGGUCCGACGCUCGAGCGGCGACGACGGCCAUGGCUGCCGAGGAGGAGGAGGUGGACUCGCCGGACACCUGUGAGAGGUCAGGAUGGCUAACUGGUUGGCUUCCUACCUGGUGCCCUACGUCUACAUCACACCUUAAAGAAGCUGAAGAGAAAAUUUUAAAAUGUGUCCCCUGCACAUACAAAAAAGAACCUGUUCGUAUAUCUAAUGGAAAUAAAAUAUGGACAUUGAAGUUCUCUCAUAAUAUUCCAAGUAAGACUCCUCUUGUCCUCCUCCAUGGUUUUGGAGGAGGUCUCGGACUCUGGGCACUGAAUUAUGAGGAUCUUUGCACCGACAGACCCGUCUAUGCUUUUGACCUGUUGGGCUUUGGACGAAGCAGCAGGCCCAGGUUUGGCAGUGAUGCGGAAGAAGUGGAAAAUCAGUUUGUGGAAUCCAUUGAAGAGUGGAGAUGUGCUCUGGGAUUGGACAAAAUGGUCUUGCUUGGACACAACCUGGGUGGGUUCUUGGCUGCUGCUUACUCACUGAAGUACCCUUCGAGGGUUAGUCAUCUCAUUUUAGUGGAGCCUUGGGGUUUUCCUGAGCGACCUGACCUUGCCGAUCAAGACAGACCAAUCCCAGUGUGGAUCAGAGCCCUGGGAGCAGCACUGACUCCCUUUAACCCUUUGGCCGGCCUCAGGAUUGCAGGCCCCUUUGGCUUAAGUCUAGUGCAGCGCUUAAGGCCUGAUUUCAAACGGAAGUACUCCUCCAUGUUUGAAGAUGACACUGUGACAGAGUACAUCUACCACUGUAAUGUGCAGACUCCAAGUGGUGAGACAGCGUUCAAAAACAUGACUAUCCCGUAUGGCUGGGCGAAGAGGCCGAUGCUGCAGCGGAUUGGCAAGAUGCACCCUGACGUUCCGGUUUCGGUCAUCUAUGGCGCCCGGUCCUGCAUAGACGGCAAUUCAGGCACCAGCAUCCAGUCUCUGCGACCGCACUCCUACGUGAAGACGAUAGUAAGCGUGUGGUGGCGUUUGUUCUUUGCGGGGUCAGUGAGGCCUGCCGUUCUGUGUUUGCCUCCGGGGAGAUUUCACAUCAUCCCC